Messenger RNA from Pomacea canaliculata, 861 nucleotides. Its product is annotated as HRAS-like suppressor 3. The record is from RefSeq and is a predicted model, not a curated record. Gene Ontology annotation, cellular component: cytoplasm. NCBI's taxonomy places the organism in Eukaryota, Metazoa, Mollusca, Gastropoda, Architaenioglossa, Ampullariidae. The transcript is spliced from 4 exons. The coding region runs from base 294 to 788 and encodes 164 amino acids. Gene Ontology annotation, biological process: N-acylphosphatidylethanolamine metabolic process. Gene Ontology annotation, molecular function: A2-type glycerophospholipase activity; glycerophospholipid phospholipase A1 activity.
GGUGCGUUAAUCAACACACCUCAGCUGACGCGACCAGGUAAGGUCAGCGCGCAUGCGCAGUAAGCUAGUUCAGUGUUCGUAAUGAUAUAUAUAUACUAGAGGCUUUAGAACCACACCUACUCGUGACGUGUGCAAUGCGAACAGGACCAGUAACCCUGAGUUCCUGAGCGUUCACAAAAUAGAUGAAAGGUAUCGACAGUAUCGCCCUCCCAGUAAGUUUGUGCUUUAUUUAUCAGGAGGCGAACCUUUGCUUUUUCAAGUAAAACGCAGACUAAAAGAGGAUCACGGACAACAUGGCGACACACAGACGACACAGGAAUGGGAGAGGACCGAUGACAAAAGGAGACAUGGUGGAGUUCCGGCGCACAUUCUAUUCUCACUGGGGCGUCUAUAUAGGUGACGGACGUGUGAUUCACAAGUCAAUGAACGAAAGAGAAAGCAGAUGGGACAGUUUUCGUUUCCUGAGCCCUUUCUCCUGCUGUGGUGUGAUACUGAAGAAGACAUCUGUCCAUAUAGCUCCAAUUCAUCGCAUUGAUCGCAAUGGUUCCGCUCGAUGCAAUAAUUAUUUAGACAGCACAAAACAACCAUUGCCAACUGAUACGAUCAUGCGAAAUGCAUUUUCAAAACAAAAUGAGGAAAGCUACAAUCUCUUUUAUGACAACUGCGAGCACUUCGCCACCUGGUGUCGCUAUGGAGAGGCCCUCAGUCAGCAAGUCAGGGACUGUCUUGUUUUUCUUGUUCCCAUUGUUGCUAUUAUAUUGCUUUAUACAUAUUAUGUGAAAUAUUAAAGUUUAUUUUGGCUGUUUCUGAUUCCUUAACCUGUCCUUUUUCAGUUUGUAAAAUAAAUGUUUUGAAAGUCUU